GGCCUCGGGAGCGAAGGCGGCAGUUCGCUGGGAGUAGCGUCUCCCCUUUUAUCCACCCACCACUCGCAUCUCUGUGCGGUGAGAGGAGGCAGUGAAGGCAAGCCAGUGGCAGUAGCCACGGCCCCCAGGGGAAUUUAAAGGCCGCGGAGGCGGUGACCAAGAGGGGGCCCUCCCCCCCUCCUCGGCGGGAGGGGGGUGGUGCGCACGCCCCCGAGGACGCAGGCUUGAUUCUCCUCAGUACGGCGGCACCGUGGAAGUACAGACCUUCACAGGGGGUGUGGUCUCAGCUCACACAGGUGCUCCAGAAGCUGGUGGACCUGAGCGGAGGCUGGGACGCCCUGGUGGGCCCCGGGCCCUGGAAGGCGGGUCCCGGUGGCCUGUGGCCCAGAAUGAGGCCAGCUCCCAGCAUGCCCUGCAGCCGGACGCCAGCCCCUCGGCCAGCAGCAGUGGUGAUAACAACCCAGUCAUUCUUCAGGCAUCCAACAAGGAGCCUGGGAGUGGGACCAUGCAGAGCAGCCCCUCCACUGCUCACCCUCAGCUCCCAGUCCUACAGACACAGAUGGUGUCGGACGGCAUGACAGGCAGCAAUCCUGUGUCCCCUGCCUCAUCCAGUUCCCCAGCCUCUAGUGGGGCAGGUGGUAUCUCCCCCCAGCAUAUAACUCAAGAUUCCUCUCUCGAUGGACCACCAGGCCAGCCAGAUGUUGCCACAGUGCCCUUGGAGGGGCUCAGCUUACCCCAGGCUGCUGACCUGGCCAACAAGGGCCCAAAGUGGGAGAAGAGCCAUGCUGAAAUUGCAGAGCAGGCCAAGCAUGAAGCCGAGAUUGAGACUCGAAUUGCUGAGUUGCGGAAGGAGGGUUUCUGGUCACUGAAGAGGCUGCCUAAAGUGCCAGAACCCCCACGCCCCAAAGGCCAUUGGGACUAUCUUUGUGAAGAGAUGCAGUGGCUCUCUGCUGACUUUGCUCAGGAGCGACGUUGGAAACGGGGUGUGGCCCGUAAGGUGGUGCGCAUGGUGAUUCGGCACCAUGAGGAGCAGCGUCAAAAAGAGGAACGAGCCAGGAGGGAGGAACAAGCUAAGCUGCGUCGAAUUGCUUCUACCAUGGCUAAAGAUGUCAGGCAGUUCUGGAGUAAUGUGGAAAAGGUGGUGCAAUUCAAGCAGCAGUCUCGGCUUGAGGAAAAACGCAAAAAAGCCCUGGACUUGCAUCUGGACUUCAUUGUGGGGCAGACUGAAAAGUAUUCAGACCUUCUGUCUCAGAGUCUCAACCAGCCACUAACUUCCAGCAAAGCUGGCUCUUCCCCUUGUCUUGGCUCUUCCUCAGCUGCCUCCAGUCCUCCACCCCCUGCCUCCCGGCUAGAUGAUGAAGAUGGGGACUUCCAGCCCCAAGAGGAGGAGGAAGAUGAUGAGGAGACGAUUGAGGUUGAAGAACAACAGGAAGGCAAUGAUGCAGAGACCCAGAGGCGUGAGAUUGAGCUGCUUCGACGUGAGGGAGAACUGCCACUGGAAGAGCUGCUCCGUUCCCUCCCCCCUCAGCUGCUGGGAGGGCCUUCCAGUCCCUCUCAAACACCUUCAUCUCAUGAUAGUGACACCCAAGAUGGUCCUGAAGAAGGUGGCGAAGAAGAGCCCUCUCGGGUGUUGGAGGUGAAGCCCUCACCUUCUGUCACACAGCGCAACAAACAGCCUUGGCAUCCAGAUGAAGACGAUGAAGAGUUUACUGCCAAUGAGGAUGAAGCGGAGGAUGAAGAGGACACCAUAGCAGCUGAGGAACAGUUGGAAGGGGAGGUGGAUCAUGCCAUGGAGCUUAGCGAGUUGGCUCGAGAAGGUGAGCUAUCUAUGGAGGAGCUUCUGCAGCGAUAUGCAGGAGCCUAUGCUUCUGAUGCCUCUGCCCCAGGAUCUGGGAGCAGUGAAGACGAAGAGGAAGAGGAAGAAGAAGAUGAUGAGGUUGAGGCUAACAGCUCUGAUUGUGAAGCAGAGGGGCCCAUAGAAACCGAAGGGGCUCCUCAGGAGGAUAGUAGCAGUCAGUCAGACUCUGCUGAGGAGCAGAGUGAGGAUGAAGAAGAUGAGCACACAGAGGAGGAAGAAACAAGUGGGAGUUCAGAAUCAGAGGAAUCUGAAUCUGAGGAGUCUGAGGAUUCCCAGUCACAGAGCCAAACAGAUGAAGAGGAGGAAGAUGAUGAUUUUGGGGUGGAGUACUUACUUGCCCGGGAUGAAGAGCAGAGUGAGGCAGAUGGGGGUAGUGGGCCUCCCACUCCAGGGCCCACCACCACUCUAGGCCCUAAGAAAGAAAUUACUGACAUUGCUGCAGCAGCUGAAAGUCUCCAGCCCAAGGGUUACACCUUGGCCACUACCCAGGUGAAGACGCCCAUUCCCCUGCUUCUGCGUGGCCAGCUCCGGGAGUACCAACACAUUGGUCUGGACUGGCUGGUUACUAUGUAUGAGAAGAAGCUUAAUGGCAUUCUUGCUGAUGAGAUGGGGCUGGGAAAGACAAUCCAGACCAUCUCCCUGCUUGCCCACUUGGCCUGUGAGAAAGGUAACUGGGGUCCCCAUUUAAUCAUUGUUCCCACCAGUGUGAUGUUGAACUGGGAGAUGGAAUUGAAACGUUGGUGUCCCAGCUUUAAAAUUCUCACUUACUAUGGAGCCCAGAAAGAGAGGAAGCUCAAACGGCAGGGCUGGACCAAGCCCAAUGCUUUCCAUGUAUGUAUCACAUCUUACAAGCUGGUGCUGCAGGACCAUCAGGCCUUCCGCCGCAAAAACUGGCGCUAUCUAAUUCUGGAUGAAGCUCAGAACAUCAAGAACUUCAAGUCACAGCGCUGGCAGUCACUGCUCAACUUCAAUAGCCAAAGGCGCCUACUCCUGACCGGAACUCCCUUGCAGAAUAGUCUUAUGGAGCUGUGGUCCUUGAUGCACUUUUUGAUGCCCCACGUCUUCCAGUCUCAUCGCGAGUUCAAGGAAUGGUUUUCUAAUCCCCUAACUGGCAUGAUUGAAGGCAGCCAAGAGUAUAAUGAAGGUCUGGUCAAACGCCUCCACAAGGUUUUGCGUCCUUUUUUGCUACGUCGAGUAAAGGUGGAUGUUGAGAAGCAGAUGCCUAAAAAGUAUGAGCAUGUCAUCCGCUGCCGGCUCUCCAAGCGACAACGCUGUCUAUAUGAUGACUUCAUGGCACAGACCACAACUAAGGAGACACUAGCCACAGGCCACUUCAUGAGUGUCAUCAACAUUUUGAUGCAGCUGCGAAAAGUCUGCAAUCAUCCAAAUCUGUUUGACCCUCGACCUGUUACCUCCCCCUUCAUCACCCCAGGCAUCUGCUUCAGCACCGCCUCACUGGUGCUGAGGGCCACUGAUGUCCACCCUCUCCAGCGAAUAGACAUGGGUCGGUUCAACCUUAUUGGCCUGGAGGGUCGUGUCUCUCGAUAUGAGGCUGACACAUUUCUGCCCCGGCACCGCCUGUCUCGCCGGGUACUGCUGGAGGUGGCUACUGCUCCUGACCCCCCACCCCGGCCUAAGCCAGUCAAGAUGAAGGUCAACAGGAUGCUGCAGCCAGUGCCCAAGCAAGAAGGCCGGACAGUGGUGGUGGUGAAUAGCCCACGGACGCCCCUGGGCCCUGUUUCAAUUCGACCCCCUCCAGUCCCUGAUCUUUCAUCCCAGCUUACCCCUGGCCCAACCCCUCCAGUGCUGCCUUCACCCCUGAUGGUGUCAGCCUCGCCCACUGGGCCCCCACUUAUUCCUACUUCUCGCCCCACUGGCCCUGUUCUUUUGUCUCCACUGCAACCGAACAGUAGUCCUCUCCCCCAGGUGUUACCAUCCCCUCUGGGUAUCCUGAGUGGAACUUCACGGCCUCCCACACCAACCCUGUCCCUGAAGCCAACUCCACCUGCCCCAGUUCGUCUGAGUCCAGCCCCACCCCCAGGCUCUUCUAGCCUGUUGAAGCCCCUGACAGUGCCACCAGGCUACACCUUUCCUCCUGCUACCGCCACCACUUCCUCUACCACCACAGUGACUGCUACCACCACGGCAGUGCCAGCUCCUGCUCCUACACCACAGCGCCUCAUCCUAUCUCCUGAUAUGCAGGCUCGCCUGCCCUCAGGUGAAGUGGUCAGCAUCGGGCAGUUGGCCUCACUGGCACAACGUCCAGUGGCUAGUGCAGGGGGAAGCAAACCUCUCACCUUCCAAAUCCAGGGCAACAAGCUGACUUUGACUGGUGCCCAGGUGCGCCAGCUUGCUAUGGGGCAGCCCCGCCCGCUGCAAAGGAAUGUGGUGCACCUGGUGUCAGCAGGGGGGCAGCACCACCUCAUCAGCCAGCCUGCCCAUGUGGCCCUCAUCCAGGCCGUGGCCCCGACCCCUGGCCCCACCCCUGUCUCUGUGCUGCCUUCUUCGACCCCCAGCACCACCCCUGCCCCCACUGGCCUCAGCCUUCCGCUUGCUGCUAACCAGGUGCCACCGACUAUGGUGAAUAAUACAGGCGUGGUGAAGAUUGUAGUGAGACAGGCCCCUCGGGAUGGACUGACUCCUGUUCCUCCGUUGGCCCCAGCACCCCGGCCUCCGAGCUCUGGGCUUCCAGCUGUGUUGACUCCACGCCCCACAUUAUCCUCUGGCCGGCUGCCCACACCUACUCUGGCUACAACCCGGAACCCCAUACCCACGCCCACUCUGGUGAGGCCCCUUCUCAAGCUGGUCCACAGUCCUUCGCCUGAAGUCAGUGCUUCAGCACCCGGAGCUGCUCCCUUGACCAUCUCUUCUCCUCUCCAUGUGCCAUCCUCACUCACUGGACCAGCCUCCUCAUCAGUGCCGAUUCCCAGCUCCUCUCCUCUUGCCAGUCCUGUGUCCUCUACAGUCUCAGUUGCAGUGUCACCUUCACUCCCCAUUUCUGUACCCACCACGUUUUCUGCCCCAACCUCAGCUCCACUCACCAUCCCCAUCUCUGCCCCUUUGCCUGUUUCGGCCUCUGGCCCAGCUCUGUUGACCAAUGUGACUCCAACCCUGGCACCUGUUGUUUCACCGGCUCCUGGACCUCCUUCUUUGGUGCCAGCUGGAGCUUCUCCAUCUGCAUCAACCUUGACUUUAGGAUUGGCCACAGCUCCAUCCUUGUCCCCAUCUCAGACAUCUGGUCAUCCUUUAUUGUUGGCUCCCACUUCUUCACAUGUUCCAGGAUUGAACUCAACUGUGGCUCCAGCAUGCUCACCUGUCCUAGUGCCAGCAUCAGCUCUGGCCAGUCCUUUUCCGGCAGCGCCAAAUCCAGCUCCAGCUCAGGCAUCUCUUCUGGCUCCAGCACCUCCUGUAUCUCAGGCUCUAGCCACUUCUCUGGCUCCUAUGGCGGCUUCACAGGCAGCAAUCCUGGCUCCUCCAGCUCCUCUGGCUCCUCUUCCAGUCCUGACACCAUCUCCAAGUCCUGCUCCUGUUCUGGCUCCAGCGCAGACUCCAGUUCCAGUUAUGGCUCCAUCAUCUACUCCAGUAAAUCCUAUAGCCUCAGCUUCUUCACUGCUACCAGCCCCAGCUCCUUCGUUGGCUCCAUCAACUCAAACUAUGGUACCAGCCCCAGUUCCGUCACCUCUCCCGAGCCCAGCUUCUACACAGGCAUUGGCCUUAGCCCCAGCUUUAGCAUCCACUCUUGGAUGCUCAACUCCAUCUCAGACACUCUCUUUGGGAACGGGGAACCCUCAGGGGCCUUUUCCAACUCAGACAUUGUCAUUGACUCCAGCAUCAUCCCUGGUACCAACUCCAGCUCAGACGCUUUCUUUGGCACCAGUACCACCACUGGGUGCAACUCAGACGCUGUCUCUGGCUCCAACACCCCCUCUGGCUCCAGCUUCUCCAAUGGGCCUGACCCCAGCUCACACGCUGACUUUGGCUCCAGCAUCGUCAUCUGCUUCACUCCUGGCCCCAGCUUCAGUGCAAACACUGACUUUGAGCCCUGCCCCAGUUCCGGUGCCUACCCUGGGCCCAGCUCAGACACUGGCAAUGGCCCCAGCCUCGACACAGGCCCCACCUUCCCAGGCAUCUUCCCUUGUGGUUUCGGCAUCUGGUGUUGCUCCCUUGCCUGUCACCAUGGUAUCUCGGCUGCCUGUCCCCAAGGAUGAGCCCGAGACACUGACAUUGCGCUCUGGCCCCCCCAGUCCUCCCUCCACUGCUACCUCGUUCAGUGGCCCCCGGCCUCGACGCCAGCCCCCCCCACCACCUCGUUCCCCUUUCUAUCUGGACUCUCUGGAGGAAAAGCGGAAGCGGCAGCGGUCUGAACGCCUGGAACGGAUUUUCCAACUUAGUGAGGCUCAUGGGGCCCUGGCACCCGUGUAUGGGACUGAAGUCCUGGAUUUCUGUACCCUGCCCCAACCUGUUGCCAGCCCCAUCGGCCCUCGUUCUCCUGGCCCCAGCCACCCCACCUUUUGGAGUUAUACCGAGGCUGCCCAUCGGGCUGUACUGUUUCCCCAGCAACGACUAGACCAGCUGUCAGAAAUCAUUGAGAGGUUCAUCUUUGUCAUGCCUCCUGUGGAGGCACCUCCCCCUUCCCUGCAUGCCUGCCACCCACCUCCUUGGCUGGCCCCUCGUCAGGCAGCCUUCCAGGAGCAAUUGGCCUGUGAGCUCUGGCCCAGGGCUCGUCCUUUGCACCGUAUUGUGUGCAACAUGCGCACCCAGUUCCCUGACUUGAGACUCAUCCAGUAUGAUUGCGGGAAGUUGCAAACAUUGGCAGUGCUGUUGCGACAGCUAAAGGCAGAGGGCCACCGGGUGCUCAUCUUCACACAGAUGACCCGAAUGCUGGAUAUAUUGGAGCAGUUUCUCACCUACCAUGGCCACCUCUACUUACGUCUGGAUGGGUCUACUAGAGUUGAACAGAGACAGGCCUUGAUGGAACGGUUCAAUGCAGACAAACGCAUAUUCUGCUUCAUCCUUUCAACCCGGAGUGGGGGUGUGGGCGUGAACCUGACAGGAGCAGACACUGUUGUUUUUUAUGACAGUGACUGGAAUCCCACCAUGGAUGCUCAGGCCCAGGAUCGCUGUCACCGAAUUGGCCAGACCCGAGAUGUUCACAUCUAUAGGCUUAUCAGUGAACGGACAGUGGAGGAGAACAUCCUGAAAAAGGCAAAUCAAAAGAGAAUGUUAGGAGACAUGGCCAUUGAAGGAGGCAACUUUACUACAGCUUAUUUUAAGCAGCAAACCAUCCGAGAACUGUUUGAUAUGCCCUUGGAAGAGCCAUCUGGAUCAUCUGUACCCUCUGCCCCUGAAGAAGAGGAAGAGACUGUGGCCAGCAAGCAGACCCAUAUUCUGGAGCAGGCAUUGUGUCGGGCAGAAGAUGAAGAGGAUAUCCGUGCCGCCACCCAAGCCAAGGCCGAACAGGUGGCUGAACUUGCAGAAUUUAAUGAGAAUGAUGGGUUUCUUGCUGGUGAAGGAGAAGAGGCUGGUCGGCCUGGGGCUGAAGAUGAGGAGAUGUCCCGGGCUGAGCAAGAAAUUGCUGCCCUCGUAGAACAGCUGACCCCCAUUGAGCGUUAUGCAAUGAAAUUUCUGGAAGCCUCCCUGGAAGAGGUGAGCCGAGAGGAACUCAAGCAGGCAGAAGAGCAAGUGGAAGCUGCCCGCAAAGAUCUGGACCAAGCCAAGGACGAGGUGUUUCGCCUACCUCGAGAGGAGGAGGAUGGUCCAGGGACUGGGGAUGAGAUUUCCUGUGGUACUAGUGGAGGCAGCCACCGGCGCAGUAAGAAGGCCAAAGCCCCUGAGAGACCUGGGACUCGUGUCAGUGAGCGUCUUCGUGGAGCCCGGGCUGAGACUCAAGGGACAAACCAUACUCCUAUCACAUCUACCCAUCAUACCCGCAGCAACAUCACACCUCCCCAUUGUAGCCCUGCCAAGGAGAGAGUUUCCAGGCCAGCACCUAGACCUCGACCCACUACAGCUUCAGCCCCUGCUGCAAUUCCUAUUCCAGUCCCCGUUCCGGUCUCUGUCCCAAUACCCAUUUCAGCCCCAAAUCCAAUAACCAUUCUUCCUGUUCAUAUCUUGCCUUCUCCCCCUCCUUUGUCUUCACAGAUUCCUCCAUCUUGUGCUUCUCCUGCCUGUACUCCUCCUCCUGCUUGUACUCCUCCACCAGCUCAUACCCCACCACCAGCCCAAACCUCACUCUUAACUCCCUCCUCUCCUCUCUUGCUUGGUCCACCUUCUGUGCCCAUCUCUUCCCCAGUCACCAACGUCCCUUUGGGCUUGGAGCCUGAAGCAAAACCUUGUGCACAAGCAUUAGCAUCUGUGGAGUCCCUGGAUCUGGCUGCCAUCACCAGUUCUGAGAGUUCCUCACUCACUCUUGUGCCCCCUAAGGAUCCAUCGCCAGUUGCUGUUGAGAUUCUGCCAGUGUCAGAAAAGAAUCUCUCUCUUACUCCUUCUGCACCUAGCCCAACCUUGGAGGCUAGCAGUGUCCCCAGUGGUCAAGAACAGGAGAUACCAAAUCCUGCUGAGGGGACCAUCACAGUGCUGCCUGAUGGUGAGGAGUUGCCUAUGUGUCUUAGUGAGAGCAAUGGACUGGAGGUUCCACCCCCAGUAGCGUUUGAUGAGCCACUUCAGGAGCCUUCACAGGCUGGUAGGAAUGCAGAAGAGCCAGUGGAGACCCAUACCCCAAUAUCCAGCCCAGAGAAGCCACAGGAACUGACUACAGCUGAGGUCACAGCCCCAUCAGCCUCCUCUUCAGCGACUUCAUCACCUGAGGGUCCUUCACCUGCUCGGCCCCCUCGGCGUCGUACCAGUGCUGAUGUAGAAAUUAGGGGUCAGGGCACUGGUCGGCCAGGGCAACCGCCAGGCCCCAAAGUGCUUCGCAAGCUGCCAGGCCGGCUAGUAACUGUGGUAGAGGAAAAGGAGUUGGUGAGGCGGCGGCGACAACAGCGGGGAACUGCCAGCACCCUAGUGCCUGGGGUCUCUGAGACCAGUGCCAGCCCAGGAAGCCCAUCUGCUCGCAGCAUGUCAGGGCCUGAAUCCUCAUCUCCUACCAGUGGGCCUUGCGAAGCUGCUCCCCCGUCCUCACAGCCCACCCCAACCCAGCAACCCUUCAUAGCUCGUCGUCGCAUUGAGCUGGGGGUGACUGGUGGGACCAGCCCAGAGAAUGGAGAAGGGGCAUUGCUUGCAAUCACUCCUCCUGCUGUGAAGCGUCGGAGGGGGAGGCCCCCCAAGAAGAACAGAUCUCCAGCGGAUGUUGGGAGAGGCGUGGAUGAGGCACCCUCAUGCACUUCUAAGGGGAAAACCAAUGGGGCUGAUCCAGUCCCUGGGGCUGAGACCCUAAUUGUUGCGGAGCCUGUCCUGGGAUCCCAGCUUCUUAUUGGGCCCCAGACUCCUGGACCCCAGCCAGUUCACAGACCUGAGCCCAUCAUGCUGUCACCUGUGGAGAAAAGAAGGCGUGGGCGACCCCCUAAGGCACGAGAUUUGCCCAUCCCUGGGACCAUUUCUUCUCCAGGGGAUGGCAACUUAGAGAACCGGACGCAGUCACUCCCGCCACCACCGCCGCCGCCGCCACCACCACCACCACCACCACCACCCCCACCCCCACCACUGCUAGCCUGUCCCACCUCUACUGUCGCCAACACUGUCACCACUGUCACCAUUUCGACAUCCCCACCCAAGCGGAAGCGAGGCCGGCCUCCCAAGAAUCCACCAUCACCUCGACCCAGCCAGCUUCCUGUCUUGGACCGUGACAGCUCUUCCAUUCUUGAGAGCUGUGGAUUGGGGAGGCGGAAGCAACCCCAGGGCCAGGGGGAGAGUGAGGGUAGUUCUUCUGAUGAGGAUGGAAGUCGCCCCCUCACCCGCCUGCCCCGCCUACGGCUUGAAGCAGAGGGAAUACGGGGACGAAAGAGUGAAGGGUCCAUGGUAGUAGCUGUAAUUCAGGAUGAUCUGGAUUUAGCAGAUAGUGGGCCAGUUGGGUUAGACUUAACACCACCUGUGGUCUCAUUGGCCCCAAAACUGCGCUCAACCCGGCUGCGUCCAGGGUCUCUAGUCCCCCCACUAGAGACUGAGAAGGUGCCUCGAAAACGGGCAGGGGCCCCAAUUGGUGGGGGCCCUGGGCUGGCAAAGCGGGGUCGCCUACAGCCCCCAAGUCCCCUGGAGCCUGAGGGUUCAAUAGAGGAGUCUGAGGCUGAGGUCUCAGGCGAGGAGGAGGAAGGGGAAGGGAUCCCACGCCGCCGGCCUGGCCCCCGCAGGCUUGUUGGGACCACCAACCAGGGGGACCAGCGCAUCCUGCGUAGCAGUGCCCCUCCCCACCUGGCCGCUCCUACCAUUAGUCACAGAGGCCGCAAGGCCAAGACGUGAGUGGGCUGCCCCUCCAUUUAGGCUUUCCACCAUGGCCACUCUCCCUCCAUGACCAGGCCUGACUCUGUUAACCACUACUUGAAGUCUUUUGAGGGGGAAAGCCUCCAGGGAGACAUAGGGGCCUUCCCUCUUCUUUCCACCAAAGUAGGGGGUAGGCAACUGGUUAUCAUGGAAAUGGGGCUUAUCACAAUCCUCCUUCCCUACCACCCCACAUGGCUGGGCAGUGUUAAGGGUGGCAAGAUAGUCUGUCCCCACCCCCUUGUACUUGAUACCCCAACUAUCUUUCACCCCCCCACACCUUUAGGGGAAUGGGGAGGGGCUUCUUUACAAUGAGUUUUUUUUUUUUUUUCUUUUUUUUUAAGAAGAAAAAAUAAUAAACUUAGUUUCUGUAUGAG
Molecule: messenger RNA, 10647 nt
Organism: Tupaia belangeri chinensis (Chinese tree shrew)
Lineage: Eukaryota; Metazoa; Chordata; Mammalia; Scandentia; Tupaiidae
Gene: SRCAP
Product: Snf2 related CREBBP activator protein
Exons: 34
Coding region: 506-10252 (3248 amino acids)
Biological process (GO): chromatin remodeling
Cellular component (GO): Swr1 complex
Molecular function (GO): ATP hydrolysis activity; DNA binding; ATP binding
Source: RefSeq, a predicted model, not a curated record